AUGACCCGCUGUGAUGUCGAUUCGGUGGUCCAGCUGCAGAUCAGUGUGUCCGCAAAGCGCCUGCUGCGUCGCGCAGACGGGCCUUUGCGUCUCAAGCAGAUUCAAGAGAUGGUGAUCGCUAAGCUUGGCAGGGCGGUUGAUCAUCAACAACUCUUGGAUGUGUUGCAGACGUCUGCAAAAAAUGGAGUUCCGCGGUUCUUUGUUGAUGGUGACAUGGUUGGCUUGACGCAGCGCCAACGACCUGGACCCAGGGGAUGCAAGGCUGCUGGUGAAUCAUGUCCAUUGCAACCUGAAAGCUUUGAAGCUGUUGCAACCCAGGCCCAAAUGGCACAAAUCAGCAAAGCCACGAAGAAACUGCUUUGCAGCCUUGGUGGCUGCAUGCCGCUGGAUGACAUUCAAGAUGCGUUGAGAGUCAAUGGUUGGGACUGGAAGCAUGAGCAGGUCCUCCAUGCUCUGCAAAAAUCAGCGAAGAAUGGUGUCCCACGCUAUGUGCUUGAUGGGGAUAUGGUUCGUUUGGCGGAAGGGCCGUCGUGCUGUCGCCGGGCGCAAAAACAUGCUGCCACGGAACUUGCAGCCUUCUUGCAAGAGACGGAGUUUAGCAGUUGCCCGUGGAACAGCGCUUUGAGCUUAUCCAGUUUUAGAGGACAUGGUGAGUUUCUGCAGCACGUCGUACAAGACGAACGCCACAGUGAUGGACGUCCGCGCUUCGAAGUGCGCAAGCUUCAUGGAGCGGAUUGGAUCUUCGCCACGGAAUCUGCGAAGUUGCGGCAGCAGGUCUUCGAAGCCAUCCAGGCACUUGAUGCGGAAGUGCAAGGCAGGCCGAAGAAACUCCUGGAUGAGUCCGAAGACAUGGCUGAGAUCUCAAGACUUGGAAAGUUAAUGCAGGACUGGGUCUCUGGAGCCAGUUGGUUGACAUGCCUGAAUCACACCACGCUCGUGGAUGAGGUUCCUGGCAUCAUGACCCGGGUGCACUUGUUUGAUGGUGACGGCAUCGAAGUGAGGCUGCACAUGUUCAUGGAUCCGACGGAGACCUACAUACACAACCACCGGUCCAACUUUUUCAGCUACUGCCUCAGUGGGAGGUAUUGGCACAAGAUUUGGGGCGUACCAGACGGGGAAGCGGGCUUGGAUGGUGGGCAUUACUUCGUCGUCAAUCGCGCCAAAGAUCCUUCAUUCGAGCAUCCUGUCGGCAAGCCUGGGCACUUGUCAGUCAUCGCAGCUCACACGCACCAGGAGCGUGGCUCCUACUACAUCAAGGCUGUGACUCCACACACCGUCCAGCCACAGAUGGACGGGAAUGUUGCCACUCCGGUUCUCACCAUCUACAUCAAGGACAAAGCUCCGGGUCCUGAUACCUUGGUCCGAGUUGCCAACAAGCAGGAGCUUGCUAGCCUCCAACAGCAGCAGCGAGAGCAGCAAACACAAGAUUGCCGCCUCGAGGGGCGCCACAGGCUCGAGAGAUUGAGGGCAAUGCACGACCUCACCGUCCUCACUUCCCAUUCCGCAUUGAGAAAGAAGCCCCGUGCAGGUGUGCCCUGCAAGCCAUCUCGUAGUUCUCCAGACAUUGCUGGCUGA
Molecule: messenger RNA, 1575 nt
Organism: Symbiodinium natans
Lineage: Eukaryota; Dinophyceae; Suessiales; Symbiodiniaceae
Source: the annotation of a GenBank genome assembly